Chinchilla lanigera (long-tailed chinchilla) is the source of this 1164-nucleotide messenger RNA. RefSeq names its product C1q and tumor necrosis factor related protein 5 (gene C1qtnf5). The record is from RefSeq and is a predicted model, not a curated record. The coding region runs from base 131 to 862 and encodes 243 amino acids. Gene Ontology annotation, molecular function: protein binding. Lineage: Eukaryota; Metazoa; Chordata; Mammalia; Rodentia; Chinchillidae. The transcript has 3 exons.
AGGGCCAGCUGGAAGGUCCGGACAGGGCAGCGCCCCAAAGGAGGCCAUCGAGAGCACAAGCAGCCGGGGAGCCGGGAGCAGGGAGGGACUACGAGAGGACGCUGGCAUUCGGGCUCCGGGAGCCCGCAUCAUGAGGCCGCUCUUCGCCCUGCUGCUUCUGGGCCUGGCAUCCGGCUCGGCCCCACUGGAUGACAACAAGAUCCCCAGCCUGUGCCCGGGGCAUCCCGGCCUUCCAGGCACACCAGGCCACCACGGCAGCCAGGGCCUGCCGGGACGCGAUGGCCGCGACGGCCGCGACGGCGCGCCUGGUGCUCCAGGCGAGAAGGGCGAGGGCGGGAGCCCAGGACUGCCGGGGCCGCGCGGGGAGCCCGGGCCGCGAGGAGAGGCGGGCCCCGUGGGGGCGGCCGGGCCUGCCGGGGAGUGCUCGGUGCCGCCGCGCUCCGCCUUCAGCGCCAAGCGCUCCGAGAGCCGGGUGCCACCGCCGACCGACAGGCCCCUGCCCUUCGACCGCGUGCUGGUGAACGAGCAGGGACAUUACGACGCCGCCACCGGCAAGUUCACCUGCCAGGUGCCCGGGCUCUACUACUUCGCCGUCCACGCCACGGUCUACCGGGCCAGCCUGCAGUUCGAUCUGGUCAAGAACGGCGAAUCCAUCGCCUCUUUCUUCCAGUUUUUCGGGGGGUGGCCAAAGCCAGCCUCACUCUCAGGAGGCACCAUGGUGAGACUGGAGCCCGAGGACCAGGUGUGGGUGCAAGUGGGCGUGGGUGAUUACAUUGGCAUCUAUGCGAGCGUCAAGACAGACAGCACCUUCUCUGGGUUUCUUGUCUACUCCGACUGGCACAGCUCUCCCGUCUUCGCUUAGCGCUCCGGCUCCUAGCACAGGGCCCAACACGGACCCCACAUCCGGGAGGGCUGGCCCCCCUGGAAUAUUGUGAGGGACUGGGGAAGGGCAGUAGGGGGUCCCUCGGUCCCGCAAGCAGCAUGGGGCUGUAUUUCUGCCCAAGACAGGAGCCUGCUGUGCUGGCCAGUGUGGGUACCCGGCCACUCAGGUCCAGGACUCCCAGGGGGUGCUCUCCCCCGGGUCCUCCCCUUCCUCUUCCACCCUUCCUGCUCCCAGGGCCGGCCCUUCACUCAGAGAUCACUCAAUAAAUCUAAAAAACCCUG